AUUGCAGCUUUAGUUUGUUUCCAUUUAAAACAUAAAGAAAAAAAAAUCUCAGAUAAAGUUAGAAAAAAACAAAAUCUUUGUUUCAUAAAAUCUAUUCAGGGCCUAAAUUUCUUUGUCAUUUUUUUCUCCCACCUUGCAAAAAACAAAUUAAUGCUCAAUUCAAAUUUAUUAGUCCUCCAUAAAUUUAUCAAAAUAAUUAUCUACAUUAUUUUUUUUAAGUGGGGAACACAAUGAUAUACUGUCAGUCUAACAAUUUAUUAAGGGAAGAAAACUAAAAAAAAAUAAUAUGAAUUUAUAUCAUUAUUUUUAUUUAUUUACCUGUUUAUUUAUUUUUAUUUAUUUAUUUAUUAAAUGAAUUGACAUUUGAAAAUUAAUUUUGUGACUAUUUUCAUUCAAUAUUUAUUGAUUCUAUAGCAUAAAAAUACUUAUAUGGAAAAAAAAACGAAUAUAUGUACAUUUGUUUGGGGGAAAGCAGAGAGUAAUGCUUGAAAACAAUUGACACAAACCGGCAUGAAUCAGCCAUGUGUAAACAAAAGAAUAUAAUUAUCUAUGCGUGUAAUGUCUCAAACUGGUUUACAGUAAAAUCACGUGUGUAAUUUACGGAAAUGGUGUCGACAUUGAGUGUUUACUUUUUUCUGGUCUUCAUUGUCCAGCACGGACAGUUACAAAUGUAUCCUUUCCGUAACACCUCCCUCCCAUGGGACGUCCGAGUAAAGGACCUCGUAAGCAGACUAACCAUAGAGGAGAUCGUGGUCCAAAUGAGCAGGGGAGGGUCGGGGCCCCGGGCUAGUCCCGCCCCCGCAAUCCCACGUCUAGGGAUUGGUCCGUUUAGUUGGAAUACAGAAUGUCUGAGGGGUGACGUUUACGCUGGUAAUGCUACAUCUUUUCCCCAGUCGUUAGGCUUGGCUGCAACGUUCAGCACAGAUGUUAUCUGUGACGUAGCAGAAGCGACAUCUAUCGAGGUGCGCGCCAAGUACAAUGACUACCAAAGACGGAAAAUAUAUGGGGACCAUAAAGGGAUAAGCUGCUUCAGUCCUGUUAUCAACAUCAUGAGGCACCCGCUCUGGGGCCGAAAUCAGGAAACAUACGGAGAGGAUCCGUUUUUAUCCGGAGAAAUUGCCAAAAGCUUUGUGAAAUGUUUACAGGGUGAUAACCCAACCUACAUCCGGGCGAAUGCUGGCUGUAAACACUUCGACGUGCACGGUGGUCCUGAGAACAUCCCUGUAUCCAGAUUCUCCUUUGAUGCCAAAGUGUCUGAGAGGGACUGGAGACUGACGUUUUUACCAGCGUUUAAAAAGUGUGUUCAAGCAGGAUCUUAUAGUUUGAUGUGCAGCUUUAACAGAAUCAAUGGAGUCCCCGCGUGUGGGAACAAACGUCUACUGACGGACAUUUUACGGAGGGAGUGGGGGUUCACGGGAUACGUGGUCAGUGACCAGGAGGCGAUAGAGAACAUUAUGACGUAUCAUCACUACACUAACAACUCAAUAGACACGGCUACACUGUGUGUCAAGGCUGGCUGUAACCUAGAACUGUCCACAAACGAGGUCAAACCAACCUACUUCUACAUCAAUGACGCCUUAAAGGCUGGUAAACUUAACAAAGAAGAGGUAUUGGAGAGUGUAUCACCUUUAUUUUACACCCGGAUGCGCCUUGGAGAGUUUGAUCCGCCCGAACAUAAUCCCUACAACUUCCUGGAUCUCUCAGUGAUCCAGAGCGAGGAACAUAGAUCAAUAUCGUUAGCAGCUGCUAUGAAGUCGUUUGUUCUACUGAAGAAUAAAGACGGGUUUCUUCCAAUUACUAAAGUUUAUAAAAAGAUAUCUGUAUUGGGACCUAUGGCAGACAACAAAUACCAACAAAUAGGAAGCUACGCGCCAGAUGUUAUGCCAGGUUUUACUACCACGCCUUUACAAGGGCUCUCUAAGCUCUCCAAAAGUGUCCAGUACGCAGCUGGAUGUACCGACAACGCAUGCACAACUUAUAAUAGAUCGGACAUACAGAGAGCAACGAAUUCCACUGAUGUUGUCUUUAUUUGUCUUGGAACAGGUCCCAUGAUAGAGAACGAGGAUCACGAUAGAGGCAGUAUGGAGCUACCCGGAAAACAGUCACAGCUUAUCAAGGACGCUCUUAGUUUCUCAGCAAACACUGUGCCCAUUGUCCUUCUUCUCUUCAACGGAGGACCCGUGAACAUCACUUGGGCGGAUCAAAACGAUCGUGUGGUGGCCAUUAUUGAAUGCUUUUUCCCUGCACAGGAAACAGGGGAAGCUGUAUGGAAAGUGUUAACCAACACUGGGAAUUUCUCCAACCCCGCAGCAAGACUUCCCUAUACAUGGCAGAAAUACAGCGAUCAGAUACCGUCUAUGGUAAAUUAUAGCAUGGUAAAUAGAACGUAUCGGUAUUUCCAUAGCAACCCCUUGUAUCCGUUUGGGUACGGAUUGUCCUAUUCCAAGUUUAGGUAUACAAACGCCUGGAUGAACCCAGUCAUAGACCAAGGACAGAACCUUACUGUUCGUGUGGAGGUACAUAAUACAGGGCCACUGGACGGAGAAGAGGUUAUUCAGAUCUACCUGAAAUGGCUGGACACUAAAGAAGAGAUGCCAAUGAAGCAACUAGUUGGGUUUCGACGCGUUUUUCUGCAAAGUGGAGAAACUUUAAGUUGGCUUUUUACAAUAGAUGCCGAAAGCAUGGCCGUCUGGAGCAACGAUAGAGACUUUUCGAUAGAACCAGGACAUUACCGACUGUACAUUGGAGGUCAACAGCCAAAUCAAGAGAAAGAAGUGCCAAGUAAUGUUCUGGUUCGAGAUUUCAAAAUUGUACCAAAUACGUCAUACAUGUAGAUUCGAAUAUAUUUUUUUUAAAAAAUCUGCUGAGUUCAAGUCAAACUGGCUUUGUGGAAUAGAAUUACAAUCUUUUUCGCGAUCAAAGAAAUGGAUCUGAAGAUUGGUUAUUCUAUGAAGAGCCGUGUAUUAGUUUUAACAUGUACCGUAAAUUAUAAUUUGUAUGGGAUUUUUAAACCUAUAGACGGCCUUUUGUUAAUGGUAUUUACGUUUAAAUUUUCAUUGAGUAGUUAGGCAUAAUAAUUCAGAUAUAGCCUCUACCAUUACUUAACCCUAUUACUAGCUGUGAAAUGACCCUUGUAUUUAAAGUACAUUACUUAUUAUUAUCAUUUAUCUAUUAAAAUAAAAGUGUAAAUCAUUCCCUAUCCUCUCUGCUUCU
This is a messenger RNA of Saccostrea echinata, 3213 nucleotides long. RefSeq names its product xylan 1,4-beta-xylosidase-like. Gene Ontology annotation, cellular component: plant-type cell wall. The record is from RefSeq and is a predicted model, not a curated record. Gene Ontology annotation, biological process: xylan catabolic process; arabinan catabolic process. Gene Ontology annotation, molecular function: alpha-L-arabinofuranosidase activity; xylan 1,4-beta-xylosidase activity. The transcript is spliced from 12 exons. NCBI's taxonomy places the organism in Eukaryota, Metazoa, Mollusca, Bivalvia, Ostreida, Ostreidae. The coding region runs from base 606 to 2834 and encodes 742 amino acids.